Messenger RNA from Cyprinodon variegatus (sheepshead minnow), 864 nucleotides. RefSeq names its product deoxyribonuclease gamma-like. NCBI's taxonomy places the organism in Eukaryota, Metazoa, Chordata, Actinopteri, Cyprinodontiformes, Cyprinodontidae. Gene Ontology annotation, biological process: DNA catabolic process. Gene Ontology annotation, molecular function: DNA nuclease activity. The coding region runs from base 16 to 813 and encodes 265 amino acids. The transcript is spliced from 7 exons. The record is from RefSeq and is a predicted model, not a curated record. Gene Ontology annotation, cellular component: nucleus.
UGUUUUUGUUCACCGAUGUUUGUUGCUGUUUCCUUGUGCGAGCAGAUCGUGUCGCGCUGUGACGUCUGUCUGCUGCAGGAUGUGGUCGAUUCCGAUGGAAAAGCAAUCCAACGUCUGGUUUCUUCGCUCAACAGGUAUGACCAACAUCGUUAUGAGGCUGUGGCGAGUGGCGCUCUGGGGAAGGCCUCUGACCUGCAGAAGUACGUCUUCAUCUACAAAACGCCCCUGGUGAACGUGACGGCGCAGCACCAGACGGCGGGAUCCGCCUUCCUCAGGCCUCCGUUUGUCGUCCAGUUCUACAGCAAGAAAACAGACAUCAAGGAGUUUAUUUUGGUUCCUCUCCACUCCGACCCUGACGAUGCAGUGCGGGAGAUCGACGGUCUCUAUGACGUCUUUCAGGAAGUCAGUGCAAUGUGGAACAACCAGAAUGUGAUGUUCCUGGGAGAUUUCCAUGCCGGCUGCGCUUACGUCACUCGCAACGACAGGAAGAACAUCCGACUCUUCACCAACACCAGCUUCACGUGGUUGAUAGGAGACCGAGAAGACACCACCGUCACCGAGAAGACCGACUGUGCAUACGACAGGAUCGUGGUUUAUGGAGAACCCUUCCUGAUGGCAACAAGGCCACAGUCUGGACGAGUCUUCAAUUUCGGCAAAGAGUUUAAGAUCAAUCGGAAUAGGGUGCUGGAUGUUAGCGACCACUUUCCAGUGGAGGUGAGAUUGAAAGGCUCCGCCUUCUUCCUUCAGGCCACGCCCCUGCUGAUCCUCCUCGGUGUCUCUGCAGUCAUCCAGUUCUUCGUUGCCGCUCUGUGAUCGUCUGUUUCUGUCUUCUCCUGGAUUUUAAUGAAGCAGUUUAUUAAUCUG